GGGCACGCCGAGCCAAUGGGAGAGGGCCAUGUAGACCCAGCCGUUGCCCGUGUACGGCCGCCAGCGGCCCGUGCUCGGCCACGGGCGCCGCAGCCGAUUGGCGGGGGCGGUGCGGGGGGCGGGGCCAGGGCGCGGGGUCGGGGGCGCUCGGGCGGCCCCGCAGAGCUGGCGGGAGGGAUGGGGCGGCGGGCGCUGGUCCUGGCGCUGGGUCUGAGCCUGGUGCUGCUCUGCGCCGGAGCGCUGCCCGCGGCCGAUGAAGAGGGAAAUCAAGAUGAAUCACUGGAUUCAAAGACUUUAUCUGCAGAGGACCAGGUAAAGGACCAUUCCACAGGAACUCGAGUAGUAGCAGGUCAGAUCUUCCUUGAAUCGGGGAAAUCAGACUCUCAAUCAGAAGAUGAAGAGAACUUUCAUAGUCAAGAAGAGGAAAAAGAGAAUUCGCUGGAAGAGUUGAACUCUCUAGAAAUGUCAAAUCUAUUAAAUAAGGAUUUGGAAGAAGCAGAAAUGCAGAGUCCAGUGUUGACAGCUAUUGGGGGCACUGCAGAUGGUGAACCUUGCCACUUCCCCUUUUUGUUUAUGGAGAAGGAAUAUGCAGAGUGCACUGCAGAUGGGAGGGAAGAUGGCAGGCUUUGGUGUGCAACAACCUAUGAUUACAAGAAAGAUCAAAAGUGGGGCUUCUGUGAAUCUGAAGAGCAGUCUAAUAAGAGAAGGCAGAUGCAAGAAGCUGAGGAUGUUUAUCAGAUCGGAAUGAAAAUCCUUAAUGAAAGCAGUAAAAAGGCUCAGAAGAAAGUAGCAUAUCAAUAUCUUCUGAAAGCAGCUGACAUGAAUCAUACCAAGGCCAUGGAGAAAGUGUCUUAUGCUUUGUUGUUUGGGGAUUACCUGAAGCAGAACAUCCAGUCAUCAAAAGAACUGUUGGAAAAACUGACAGAGGAAGGAUCUCCGAAAGGCCAAAUGGCUCUUGGAUUUCUGUAUGCAUCUGGUCUGGGAGUCAAUUCUAGUCAAGCUAAGGCCCUGGUGUAUUACACUUUUGGAGCUUUAGGAGGAAAUUUGAUCGCUCACAUGAUUUUGGGUUACCGGUACUGGGCUGGGAUAGGAGUCCUUCAGAGCUGUGAAUCUGCUCUCACUCACUACCGACUUGUAGCUAAUCACGUUGCUAGUGACAUUUCUUUGACUGGUGGCACAGUGGUUCAGCGAAUUCGCUUAGCAGAUGAAGUAGAAAAUCCAGGAAUGGCAAGUGGCAUGCUAGAAGAAGACUUGAUCCAGUAUUACCAGUUUUUAGCAGAGAAAGGAGAUGUACAAGCUCAGGUUGGCCUUGGACAAUUGCACUUGCACGGAGGAAGAGGAGUAGAGCAAAACCAUCAGCGAGCAUUUGAGUACUUCAAUCAAGCAGCUAAUGCUGGCAAUUCACAUGCUAUGGCUUUUCUAGGGAAGAUGUACUCAGAAGGAAGUGAUGUUGUACCUCAGAGCAAUGAAACAGCUCUUCAGUAUUUCAAGAAAGCUGCUGAUAUGGGUAACCCAGUUGGACAGAGUGGACUAGGAAUGGCUUACCUCUAUGGAAGAGGUGUUCCAGUGAACUACGAGCUAGCACUGAAGUAUUUCCAGAAGGCUGCAGAACAGGGAUGGGUUGAUGGACAACUUCAGCUAGGUUCCAUGUAUUACAAUGGCAUUGGAGUCAAGAAAGACUAUAAACAAGCUUUGAAAUAUUUUAACUUGGCCUCCCAGGGUGGCCACAUUCUGGCUUUUUAUAACCUGGCUCAGAUGCAUGCUACUGGCACUGGAGUGAUGCGAUCCUGCCAUACUGCUGUUGAGUUGUUUAAGAAUGUAUGUGAACGGGGGCGUUGGUCUGAAAGACUGAUGACUGCCUACAACAGCUAUAAAGAUGGUGAUUCAAAUUCUGCGGUGGUUCAGUAUCUUCUUCUGGCAGAACAAGGCUACGAAGUUGCUCAAAGCAAUGCUGCUUUCAUACUUGAUCAGAAAGAAGCUAGCAUAGUAGGAGAAAAUGAAACCUAUCCUCGAGCUUUGCUUCACUGGAAUAGAGCAGCUUCUCAAGGAUAUACUGUUGCAAGAAUUAAACUUGGAGAUUACCAUUUUUAUGGUUUUGGUACUGAUGUUGACUAUGAAACUGCAUUUAUCCACUAUCGGCUGGCAUCAGAACAGCAGCACAGUGCUCAAGCAAUGUUUAAUCUGGGCUACAUGCAUGAGAAGGGAUUGGGCAUCAAGCAGGAUAUUCAUCUUGCAAAGCGAUUUUAUGACAUGGCAGCUGAAGCAAGCCCAGAUGCUCAGGUUCCAGUCUUCCUAGCACUUUGCAAGCUUGGAGUGAUUUAUUCCUUGCAGUAUGUACGAGAAAUCAAUAUGAGGGAGGUAUUCUCACAUAUUGAUAUGGACCAGCUACUGGGGCCUGAGUGGGACCUCUACCUUAUGACUAUCAUCGCCUUGCUUCUGGGAACAAUUAUAGCUUACAGACAAAGGCAGCACCAAGCGAUUCCCAGACCAGCAGGACUGCGGCCAGCUGUGCCUCAACAAGAACCACCACCAGAGCAUCAACCACCGCAAUAGCAACAAAAGCCUCAGUGAAAGAACUGGAUUUUUCCAAAAGGAACAAUUUUCAUUGUGAUUUAGGACUUUGGAUCAACAGUCCCUCCCCCAAAAGAGGCGCAAAAAAGUUUAAAAAAAAAGUUUGAAAGCUGCUUAGAGUGAUGCCUUUUUUCAGGGAUAAGAAAAUUAUUUUGAAACUGAUUUGAAUGUUAUUUCAGUGCCAAUGGAAUAACACUAUUGCUUUUUUCGUGGAAACACAAGAGUGCUACUACAAAAAUGUUGCCUGCUGUAUCUAGUUCCUCUUUAUUCAGAGUCCUUUUCAUCUCCUAAGAGACAGAAAGCUAGCAGUGGAAGAUUUUUGCCUGCUUGAUAGCAGUUGCCCUUUAUAAAAGUAAUAAUAAAUAAUUUUAUGGCCAAUUUAAGUCCAAGAAGCUGAACUAUAGUCAAACUCUAAAAAGACUGGAGCUGUCAUGAACUUAUAUUCUGGUCUGCAUCCCAAGUAUUUCUAUAGUCUUUAUUUCAUUACUUUGUCGUAUUUCUUACACUUCGAUCUUUUAUGCUGUCUUGGAUAGUUUAACGUAGUUACGGAGUUUAUCAGUGAUCUAAGCCAGCAAACAUGCCACUCUCCAUUUGUGCUUUUUUGUUUUGAGUAUUUUCCUCUUUCCCCUUAGACCAGACAGUUCUCAGCAGACAGUAUGUAGCCCAUGAGGUGGAUUGGAACAGAUUGGAAUCUGUAAAGCUCAUCAGCUGAAAACUGUCCCCACAGUGCCCAGAUCUCACAUACUUCUAAAACUUCAGGAGCCUGUGUAUUUUGCAAUAUUUUACAACAUAAAACCAAAUUAGUAGUGUUCCUAAGUUUUGUAAAUUUGCCCUUACAAAAAGGCUGAGUCUAGAUUACAGAAAGUACCAUUAUUAUUACAGACACUGAAGAAAGGACAGAACAAGAAAUCUCAGUGAGUUAGCUGACUUUUUUGUUUGUUUUUAGAGUUGGAAGUUCUGUAUUUAAUUCUCAACAAUCCUGUUAGUGAUUUGCACUGCAAGAAAGAUAUGUGUGUAUCUCAUGCAUGCAUCUGCUUUAAUGCAUCUACAAAAAAAGGCCACAAAAAUGCAUACUCUCUACAAAAGGGCAUGGGCUUUAUGCCACUGAUGCUACUCCAAAGCUACAGCAUUCUCUAGCUGUUGCCAAUCUCUUUUAUACCUGAUAUACAUGAGAAAGUCACAAUAAUGUCUCUGGCUGGGCCAUCUUGAGGACCCCUUGUAACAAGAAAAUCCAAAGAGAAAGAAGACCAGGUUUAUAGCUUCUUCAUGUCACCAGGUCAGUGUAAAGGCCUUCUAAUUUGUGUAAAGAAUAUGACCUGUGGACCGAUGAUUUAAGAUUGCAAGAGGAAUCUUCACUGAGUAACAAUUUUCACUGAACUAUAAUUUCCAGGAUUGGGGGUGGGAAGCAGUGGCUGAGCAGUUUAGAAGCACGAAAUGCAGAAGUGUCUGUUCUUAUUUACCAAUAGCAGUUAAAUAUUUGCUUCUAUACUAGCAUUAAACCUCCUGAGAAGUAGUCUUAAAGCUGAAUGAAAUACAAGUGAGGAGGCUUUAGCUGCUUUCUGACAAAAGCUGUUGUGUUGAAAGGUUAGGCUUCCUUUCAUGGAAAUAUUUUUCCAGCAGAUUGGCAACAACAUAUCAAUACAUUUUAUUUUGAAUUGAGAUUUUGGUAUGGUUUCAUACUUGGUACAUUUGUAAGGAGACUGCUGCACAGUAGAUCUGUAGUUUGGGAUAGAAGAUAAGCAAUCCAUUCUUUUGUGAAUGGAAAUGUCAUGGAUGGCUAGUAUUAAAGGUACUAAGUAGAACUCAGUACUUCAAAAUGCUUAAGCUGGUUAUGUGAAGACAAAUCUUUCCUGUUAGUGUGGAAGUUUGCAGCAUGUGGUAGAGGAAUGUCUUGUUCAUAAUUAGCAGAUGGGACAGUAUUGAACUUAUAUGUCAUGUCUAAAAUGUACAGCACUCCCCAGCUGCAUUUCUAAGACAUCCAUGACUUCUGAACACUCCUUCUGAAGUAUUUUUGCCGCUGUCACUUAAUAGCUCUUUUUAGCUUGGCAUGAAUAAAUUAAGGAUUAUAUGGAAAAUGUUUUUCAGUUAAAUACCAUUGGUUGAUUGGUAUUGGUCUCUUAGGAUGUUUAACAAUUUUAUUACUGCGUAAUUAAAAUGUUUUGAUUGUUUGAUCUAUUAGAACUAAAUUCUAGAAGCUCUAUCCUAUUUGCAUGAGAAUAUCUCAUCACUGCUGCUGUGUGACAGUCUUAUAGAUGACUUUCACUGAAUUUGAUGCAUUUUUACAUCCCAAGAAAUCAGCAGAAGAAAAUGAUUGAAGAUCAGCGAGUUACUUCACUUUAAAGAACUGCUUUUUGAAGGAGCAAUAAGGAAGUCUUUCUCCUGCUUUUUUCCCUUCUACCAAAUUACUACCACUGACUUUUUCAGAUGACAUUCAUUUGGAUGCAGUGGUAGAAGAAAAAAGGUACUUACCAUAAGUAAUGGUGAGUUAACUCAGGGAUUAAAGAAAUGAAUAAGCUUUCUAAAUCCACGACUUAAGUUUUUGUGACAAUCCCUUGCUACUCUGCUCUGAAACUUGCAUUUUGAGGGAGGUAUAUUUAACUCUUACAAGCAAUAUGUAUCUUGUGCACUCAGUUAAUCAAGCAUCUAUUUCCUAAAGGAGCUGGAUUGCUCAGUUUACUGCAGUGAAGUACUUUUCCCUUUUGGUAGCACACAGGUUGUCUUACAGUUUAUAUGCAGGAGUAUUUUAGAAUGGAAACUUGAUUUAAGAGAAGCCUUUCUGGGUGUGCAGCGUGGUUUGAAUGGAAAAGUUGUAUUCUUUGUGUGUAGUAACAUAGGCCAGAGCCUGCUAAUUGACCUUCCCAGACACAUGCUCUUCUUUCCAUGCUCAGAGAAAGGAACUACAGAGCCGUAAGUGUUGGUGGGAUUUCUCUAUGUAGGAAAACUGUGGGAAAAUAUGGAGGAACACAUUAUUCUGCGUCUCAAAUUAUUAAUCAAAGACACUAUCUGUUCUUGCUGGUUGAAAGAAAUGCUGAAUUGCUGAGAAAACAGGAUUCUAGUACAUCACUCUGUUGAAACUUGCCCCAGAGCUGUCUGUUGAAAUAACUUUCCUUGCUUUAUAUGGUCCAUCACAAUAUAAAUGUAAUGGGACAAUGUAAUAGAAGGUAAAACCUUUGAUACAAACAUCCUCAUGAAACUCUUAUGAGACAGUUUUACUCACUUUUUAGUCAUCUUCCAUAAGUCAGCUGCUCUUAGGAAAAAAAAAAGGCAAACCAACACAGAAUCUAUCAAAUGUUAUUCUUUUUGGAGAAGAACAUUAAAAUGUGGCUUUUGAAAGGACUUUUUAAGACUAUGCAUUAUCUAAUUUCCACCUAUUAUAUGCUAGUUUUGGCCUAUAAAGGGGGAUCACGUUCACCUUUGCAAGUUGCUUUCUUUUUACAUAGGCAACAAUAAACUGAAAUUCUAUUUUUGUUUCAGAGAACAUUAAAUUGAAAAGAUUUAGUUUGAUUUGAACUACUGCAAAUACAUAUGGCAAAUAGGGACUAUUGGGGGGAACCCUUUGUUUUUAUCAGCUGCAGUUCUUUAAAGGGUCUUGUAGGAGUUUUGUAAAUUUAUUUUGUAUUUAAAAUCAGUAUAAAGGCUGGUCAAAUGUAAUAUAAUUGUGUAAACAAAUUCUGUUAAUAGAAAGAUGUACAGAUUCAUUUUGUACUGUAUCUUUAAUCUUGUGAAAUAAAGAUACCACCUGUGUGGUUA
Messenger RNA from Pseudopipra pipra, 6321 nucleotides. It is a transcript of the gene SEL1L, whose product is annotated as SEL1L adaptor subunit of SYVN1 ubiquitin ligase. Gene Ontology annotation, molecular function: protein binding. Lineage: Eukaryota; Metazoa; Chordata; Aves; Passeriformes; Pipridae. Gene Ontology annotation, biological process: ERAD pathway. Bases 16 to 2553 code for a protein of 845 amino acids. The record is from RefSeq and is a predicted model, not a curated record. Gene Ontology annotation, cellular component: endoplasmic reticulum membrane. The transcript is spliced from 21 exons.